GGACGGGGUAUCAAGAGGAGCUUUCUGCCGAUUAUUCAACUGAGUUUGCCUCUCACUUGAGACCGAGAACGUAUCGGUGCUUGUUCUCUCUCCGAGAUGGAUCUUCUUUGCCAACUUUUGCUCCUUUGUCUAUCGUAUCCCAGUUGUUCUGAGGGUUAUCAUUACACAUCCGGAGGGUCUCUGGCGAACGUUAGCUCCGAGGAUACUUGCUCUGAGAUUGUUCAGAGUCUGCACGACGUGAUAGCGACGGCCGAGUGUCACCUGGCAGAUCCCGCCGAGUAUCCGCCACACUACGAUGUGCAACCGCUGGAGGAGUUCGACUACAUCGUGGUGGGCGCUGGGUCUGCCGGCUGUGUCGUGGCCAGCAGACUGUCUGAGGAGAAGAACUGGAACAUUCUCCUGCUGGAGGCAGGGGGGAACCCGACCAAGACUACGGAGGUGCCAGCGUUCAUGCUCUACCUGCAAGGGACCAGCGUCGAUUGGGCCUACAGAACGGACGAGGAAGGGGAAAACUGUCUGGGGAUGUCAGACAAAAGUUGUAAUUGGCCCAGAGGGAAGGUCCUCGGAGGUAGCAGCUCGAUCAAUGCGAACCUCUACGUCAGAGGGAACCGUAGAGACUACGAUUCUUGGUUGAACGAUGGAAACGACGGAUGGGGCUAUAAAGACGUCCUGAAGUACUUUAAGAAGUCAGAGGAUUUGAAAGCGUCUGAAGUAUUGUCAAAUAAGGACCAUGGUGUGUACCACGGUGUGGGAGGAUUGCUUCCUGUAUCUACUUACAACAAUUCAGAGCUAAAAGAACUGUUACAAGCUUAUGAGGGUGGGAUGGAAGAGCUAGGAUACAAAUUUAACUCCGAUUGUAAUGGAGAGUCCCAGUUAGGUUUUGUGUCUCUCCAAGGUACGAUUAUUGAUGGAAAGCGUUGUAGUUCUGCCAAAGCUUUCCUCUCUCCAGCGAAAGAUCGAGAAAACCUCAAAGUUUCCAAACAUUCUCUAGUAACACGGAUUAUAAUAGAUGAAGACACCUUAACGGCCACUGGUGUCGAGUUUAUUAACAACAGAGGAGAAACAGUAGUGGUGAGAGCAAGGAAGGAAAUCAUUGUAUCAGCAGGAGCGAUUAACUCCCCUCAGUUACUCAUGCUCUCAGGCAUUGGACCUGAGAACGAACUAACUAAUUUAGGAAUAAAAGUGCUUAAAGAUUUGAAGGUAGGCGAAAACCUUCAAGACCACAUGUUAAUGACUGGGAUUUUAAUAUCUGUAAACUACACUAAACCGAUCAAAUCAGCAGAAGAAAAGAUGUUCGAGUAUCUUAUGAGUUCAUCGGGGAGAUACUCAAAUAUGGGAUUUCUAAGUACAUCGAUGUUCGUAGAUGUCGACGGGGAUGAUUAUCCUGAUAUACAAUUCCACAAUGUCGACUGUGAUCAUGACUCCGAAGAUGAAGUCGAGAGGCUGAUCAUCACUUCGUAUUAUAUAGAUAGGGAAAUAGCACAAGCAUAUAUCGAAGCAAAUAAAAACCGCCACAUAGUCUUGACAAUGCCGACCCUCAUGAGGCAGAAGAGUAGGGGAAGAGUGUGCUUGAACAGUUCGGACCCACAAGACCAACCGAAGAUAAUCUGUGGGUAUUUAACACACGAAGAUGACAUAAACGUAUUUUUAAAGGCAAUAGAGUUUGUGGAGGAUCUGAUUAAUACCAAAGCGAUGAAAUCGAUGGAUGCAAGAUUGCAUAGGAUCGACAUCCCGGACUGCAGUCAUCACGACUUCCCUUCGGAGGCCUACUGGAGGUGUUCUUUGAAGUAUAUGGUGACGACGACUUACCACCCUACGUCGACUUGCAAGAUGGGGCCUUCAGGAGAUCCUGACGCCGUGGUUGAUCCUAGACUGAGAGUCCACGGGAUCAAGUGCCUUCGUGUCGCAGACGCUUCCAUCAUGCCCAACAUUGUCACCGGAAAUACGAACGCUCCUACGAUAAUGAUCGGGGAGAGAGCAGCCGAUUUUAUUAAAGAGGACUGCAGUUAGUUUUAUUAGUAAUCCAUUGUUUAUUGAAUUUGAACACACGUUUUAAGAAACAAAAUGUUAUAUUAAUACUAGAAAAUCAAUAAAAAACUAACAUAGUAUGUUUCAGAUGAUUGAUCUAUUCAGUUAGGAUUCAUGAAAAUUGUAUGCCAAGAUAUCCACGUCGAAUAUCUACAUUAUAACGAUUAUCUUGCAAUUCUAGACAGAAAUAAAAUACAAUAUUAAGAACUGUAACAUUCGGAGCACUUUAUGUUUACACUAUAUAGUACUCAUAUUUUAGAAUAGCAAGGAAUUAAAAAAAGUCAAAUAUUAUUUAAAAAUCAACUAAUUCCUUUAUACUAUUUCUCUACGUUGUAAGCGUUUUAAUAAAUCUCGUUUUGUUUUAAUUAUUCAA
Messenger RNA from Homalodisca vitripennis (glassy-winged sharpshooter), 2401 nucleotides. RefSeq names its product glucose dehydrogenase [FAD, quinone]-like. The transcript has 2 exons. The record is from RefSeq and is a predicted model, not a curated record. Gene Ontology annotation, molecular function: ecdysone oxidase activity; flavin adenine dinucleotide binding. NCBI's taxonomy places the organism in Eukaryota, Metazoa, Arthropoda, Insecta, Hemiptera, Cicadellidae. Bases 97 to 2010 code for a protein of 637 amino acids.